Molecule: messenger RNA, 3192 nt
Organism: Bubalus bubalis (water buffalo)
Lineage: Eukaryota; Metazoa; Chordata; Mammalia; Artiodactyla; Bovidae
Gene: TRPC4AP
Product: transient receptor potential cation channel subfamily C member 4 associated protein
Exons: 19
Coding region: 41-2410 (789 amino acids)
Biological process (GO): ubiquitin-dependent protein catabolic process
Cellular component (GO): Cul4A-RING E3 ubiquitin ligase complex
Molecular function (GO): phosphatase binding
Source: RefSeq, a predicted model, not a curated record
CCCCGGGGCCGCUUGCUUCCUGUUUGUAGGACGAGGAGACAUGGCGGCUGCGCCGGCGGCUGCUGGGUCUGGGGCCGGCCGAGGGCGACGGGCGGCGGCAACGGUGGCGGCCUGGGGCGGAUGGGGCGGCCGGCCGCGGCCGGGUAACAUUCUGCUGCAGCUGCGGCAGGGCCAGCUGACCGGCCGGGGCCUGGCCCGGGCCGUGCAGUUCACUGAAACUUUUUUGACGGAAAGGGACAAACAGUCCAAAUGGAGUGGAAUUCCGCAGCUGCUCCUUAAGCUGUAUGCGACCAGCCACCUCCACAGUGACUUCGGUGAAUGCCAAAACAUCCUCAAGGAAAUUUCUCCUCUUCUCUCCAUGGAGGCUAUGGCAUUUGUUACUGAAGAGAGGAAACUUACCCAAGAAACCACUUAUCCAAAUACUUAUAUUUUUGACUUGUUUGGAGGUGUUGAUCUCCUUGUAGAAAUUCUUAUGAGGCCUACAAUUUCUAUUCGGGGACAGAAACUGAAAAUAAGUGAUGAAAUGUCCAAGGACUGUUUGAGCAUCUUGUAUAAUACCUGUGUCUGUACGGAAGGGGUUACAAAGCGUUUGGCGGAAAAAAAUGACUUUGUGAUCUUCCUGUUUACACUGAUGACGAGUAAGAAGACAUUCUUACAAACAGCAACCCUCAUUGAAGAUAUUUUGGGUGUUAAAAAGGAAAUGAUCCGACUAGAUGAAGUCCCCAAUCUGAGUUCCUUAGUAUCCAAUUUUGAUCAGCAACAGCUCGCUAAUUUCUGCCGAAUUCUGGCUGUCACCAUUUCAGAGAUGGAUACAGGGAAUGAUGACAAGCAUACGCUUCUUGCCAAAAAUGCUCAGCAAAAGAAGAGCUUGAGCUUGGGGCCUUCUGCAGCUGAAAUUAACCAAGCGGCCCUCCUCAGCAUCCCUGGCUUUGUCGAGCGGCUAUGCAAGCUGGCAACUAGAAAGGUGUCAGAAUCAACGGGCACAGCCAGCUUCCUGCAGGAGUUGGAGGAGUGGUACACGUGGCUGGACAAUGCUUUGGUGCUAGAUGCCCUGAUGCGAGUGGCUAAUGAAGAAUCUGAGCACAAUCAAGGGGCUUCUGAGGAGAACAGCCCGCCUCACAGCUCCACCAGGACUCAGCUGCCUCAGUCGAUGAAGAUCAUGCACGAGAUCAUGUACAAGCUGGAGGUGCUGUACGUGCUGUGCGUGCUGCUGAUGGGGCGCCAGCGCAACCAGGUUCACAGAAUGAUUGCGGAGUUCAAGCUGAUCCCUGGGCUGAAUAAUUUGUUUGACAAACUGAUCUGGAGGAAGCAUUCAGCAUCUGCCCUCGUGCUCCACGGUCACAACCAGAACUGUGACUGUAGCCCGGACAUCACCUUGAAGAUCCAGUUUUUGAGGCUCCUCCAGAGUUUCAGCGACCACCACGAGAACAAAUAUCUACUGCUCAACAACCAAGAGCUGAAUGAACUCAGCGCCAUCUCUCUCAAGGCCAACAUCCCUGAGGUGGAAGCCGUCCUCAACACUGACAGGAGUUUGGUAUGUGAUGGGAAGAGGGGCUUAUUAACACGUCUGCUGCAGGUUAUGAAGAAGGAGCCAGCUGAGUCAUCUUUCAGGUUUUGGCAAGCCCGGGCUGUGGAGAGUUUCCUCCGAGGGACCACCUCCUAUGCAGACCAGAUGUUCCUGCUGAAGCGAGGCCUUCUAGAGCACAUCCUCUACUGCAUCGUGGACAGUGAGUGCAAGUCACGGGAUGUGCUGCAGAGUUACUUUGACCUCCUUGGGGAGCUGAUGAAGUUUAAUGUUGAUGCAUUCAAGAGGUUCAAUAAGUACAUCAACACUGAUGCAAAGUUCCAGGUGUUCCUGAAGCAGAUCAACAGCUCGCUGGUGGACUCCAACAUGCUGGUGCGCUGUGUCACUCUGUCACUGGACCGAUUCGAAAACCAGGUGGACAUGAAAGUCGCGGAGGUCCUGUCCGAGUGCCGCCUGCUCGCCUACAUAUCCCAGGUGCCCACACAGAUGUCCUUCCUCUUCCGCCUCAUCAAUAUCAUUCACGUGCAGACGCUGACCCAGGAGAACGUCAGCUGCCUCAACACCAGCCUGGUGAUCCUGAUGCUGGCCCGACGGAAAGAGCGGCUGCCCCUCUACCUGCGGCUGCUGCAGCGGAUGGAGCACAGCAAGAAGUACCCUGGCUUCCUGCUCAACAACUUCCACAACCUGCUGCGCUUCUGGCAGCAGCACUACCUGCACAAGGACAAGGACAGCACCUGCCUGGAGAACAGCUCCUGCAUCAGCUUCUCAUACUGGAAAGAGACCGUGUCCAUCCUGUUGAACCCGGACCGCCAGUCUCCCUCUGCCCUUGUCAGCUACAUUGAGGAGCCCUACAUGGACAUAGACAGGGACUUCACCGAGGAGUGAUCUUGGGCCAGGCCUCGGGUGGCUGCUGGGCCAGCACGGGUGAGCGGGGUAUGCGUGCCUCACGCCCUGCCCCCACCCUUCCCCCGCCUCCCUGCUGCUCCACCUGCCCCGGGUCUUCAGGUACAGGCUGGGUGGGAGGGAGCAUCUAGAAGCCCUUGGCCCCUGGGUUCUGAGGCUCCAGGUCAUUGGGGUGCCUCAGUUCCCUCAAGAUCGCCAUGAUGAGGACAGGGGCGCUGUGCCCACCCUUCGUUCAGAACCCUGGGGCCCUGGCCCACCUAGAGCUAAGGGGACUUUUAAAGACAGCUCUGUCUGAGCUCCCGCUGGUCUCUUGACUGUCAGUCCUGGCGUGGGGAGGGAGAUGUGGGCCCCCUCCCCAAUCUGUGAGCCGAGCUUGCCCUGGCCUUUGGACCCAGGCAAAGGCUUCUGAGCCCCUGGGCAGGGGUGGGGGAUACCAGAGAAUGCUUCUUUCCCCCAGGCCUGCCCAUCUGUCCCUCCUUUCCUCCCUCCCUCGUUUUCCUUUAGCUCCUCUGGUUCUGUUUGCUCAUUGGCCGCUGUGUUCAUCCCAGGGGUUUCCCCCAGAAGUGGGGGGCUUUCUCCUUCAAUCCCCUGGGGCACAGGGUGGCUGUGCCCCACCCCCACCUCCAGGCAGCGUCUCCUGCCUGAGCCUGCCCGCACGGGAGCCUGCCUGGGAGCACACCCCCGGCCCCUUCUUGUGUUGCCAAUUUAUUAACAACAAAUAAACCAAUUAAAUGGAGACUAUUAAAGAAUUUAUUUUAAAUGAC